AUGAAUCCGGCUGUUAAGUACACGCAGCACCGCAGCCACACGAAGCUGGUGGCGAAUUCGGCGGCUGAGUUUGAGUCGGUGAGGCCCAGAGUUGUACGGAUAUCGGUCACCGACGGAGAUGCCACCGACUCAUCCAGCGACGACGAACCGGCCGAGUCGUCGUUCUGCGGGCGCCGCCGAGUCAAGAGGUUCAUCAACGAGAUUACUAUCGAGUCCUGCUCCAGAGAGACUGACGCUGUUUGGAAGAGCCGGACGACGAGGACCGGAAGGAAGAGAGCCUCCCCGAAGUCCGGAGGGCCGGCGAGUCGCCGGACGUUAAAGGCGGUAGCUGCUGCUCCCGCCGGGAAGAAGUUCCGAGGCGUGAGGCAGAGGCCCUGGGGAAAAUGGGCGGCGGAGAUUAGAGAUCCUCUGCGACGUGUACGGCUCUGGUUAGGCACGUACGACACGGCGGAGGAAGCCGCCAUGGUGUACGACAACGCCGCUAUUCAGCUGCGUGGACCUGACGCGCUCACCAACUUCGCUGCUCCUCCGGCGAAGUCCUUGCCAGACGUGAAGCCGGUUAUUAGCUCCUGCUACAAUUCCGGCGACGAGUCUCACAACAAUCUUUGCUCCCCGACCUCCGUGUUGCGGUGUCCAUCACCUUCGAACGAAGAAGCCGACUCGCCGAGUUUGAAAGAGGAGGUUCCGGACAUCGCCGAAUUCCGAAAUGUCCGAGACGACUCUUGUGUAUCGGAGAACUUCUCCGAAUUUUCGGAAUACACCAGUUUCGAAUCGUUUAUCCCGGACGACAUUUUUGAUUUCCAGAUACCUGACUUCUUGGAGGAAACGAGUCUGCGAGAAGUUGGUAUUUUGAAGGAAGAUUUCGGCGACUUUGGAAAUUUCGGCGACAUAUUUGUUGAUUCGGUUCGGGAUUUCGGGUUCGGUUCCUCUGCGUUGUGUGUGGAUGACCACUUCCAAGACAUCGGCGAUCUUUUCAGUUCGGACCCUCUGGUUGCCCUUUAA
Prunus armeniaca (apricot) is the source of this 1002-nucleotide messenger RNA. The record is from the annotation of a GenBank genome assembly. Lineage: Eukaryota; Viridiplantae; Streptophyta; Magnoliopsida; Rosales; Rosaceae.